AUGUCGACCUCGUCCAGCGUUCUACACCACGGGCUAAGAUAUUAUCAACACACAAAUGCUGCUCGAUUGGAUAUUGAGAAGGCUUCUCAGGCUUACCACAGUCUCCAGGUAAAACUGCAACACUAUGGUAAGAGUAUUUUAGUUUCUAAAUUUUUAGCCUUUGAAAAUGGCCAAACCAACCAACUUCUGUGUCUUGAGGGUACAAUACCCGUGAAGUACAUGGGAAAUACGUACAAUAUUCCACUAGCUGUGUACUUUGUCCAUCAGCACCCAUACCAUCCGCCGAUUGCUUAUGUCCGUCCUACCUCAACCAUGCAGAUAAAAGCGGGUCCAAAUGUGGACACAAAUGGAAAAGUAUUCCUUCCCUACCUGUCCGAGUGGAAAUUUCCUGGCUCAUCCACACAACAGCUUUUAGGAAUACUUCAAGAGGUUUUUGGAAGUCGCCCGCCUGUUUUCGCCAAGCCAAAUACCACUCAACCUGCACAAAAUUCAAUUGGAUUCACACCCUAUGCCACAAACACGCCGCCGAACGGCGCGGGCUACGGAGUGCCGGGCGCGGGGUGGGGAGCGAUGCCUGGUCUGCCCAGCUCCACCACUGCCCUGACUCAAGCCGCCGCAUCCAUGCCACCGAACUCGGCCUUCAACGCGAUGCCGCCCAUACCCUCUGCAACCACGACUUCUCCCUACCUGGCUGCUGCUGCUGCCGCCGCCGGAUCCACAGUUUCUAGUAAAGCUGCCUUGUCUGAGGAGGACGCGCUGAUAUCGUCGCUGAGGUCGGCGGUGCAGGACAAGCUGAAUCGCGAGCAGCGCGAGGAGCAAAUAAAGUCGUUGACGCGCGAACUGGAGGAGAAGACGAAGGAGUACAAGGAGGUCUACCGGAAGCUGAAGCAGGAGGCUAAUGGGAAGGUGGACUACGAUUCUGUCGUCGACACCACCACACCCGUCUACCGCCAGCUGUUCGAGGCUUUCGCAGAGGAGCAGGCGAUCGGCGAUGUUUUGUACUACCUGUCGCAGGCCCUCGAGAACGGCGCAAUAGAGCCAGACGACUUUCUUAAGGUGAGUCCAAGAAGGCAUCCAUCGCGCCACCGUGUACCAGUGUCGAGCCCGCGCAGGUCUGCCGUCAGUGUAGAAGUCGGUGGGAGGAGGCCGGUGUCCCCAGGACCAGCGCCCAUCUGUCGCUCGCUGUCUAUUCAGGUUGUCGUCGCCGCCGCCGCCGCUGCGUUUCUGAUUGGCGUUCGAGCCGCCCCCUCCCCCACCUCUUGUACACCUCGCAUCUUUCAUCUCUCCCCCGCUUCGCCUCGCCUCCCGUGA
Mesocestoides corti is the source of this 1311-nucleotide messenger RNA. Lineage: Eukaryota; Metazoa; Platyhelminthes; Cestoda; Cyclophyllidea; Mesocestoididae. The record is from the annotation of a GenBank genome assembly.